Messenger RNA from Phyllostomus discolor (pale spear-nosed bat), 1510 nucleotides. It is a transcript of the gene HENMT1, whose product is annotated as HEN methyltransferase 1. The record is from RefSeq and is a predicted model, not a curated record. The transcript has 8 exons. NCBI's taxonomy places the organism in Eukaryota, Metazoa, Chordata, Mammalia, Chiroptera, Phyllostomidae. Bases 322 to 1485 code for a protein of 387 amino acids. Gene Ontology annotation, biological process: RNA methylation; siRNA processing; piRNA processing. Gene Ontology annotation, cellular component: cytoplasm; nucleus. Gene Ontology annotation, molecular function: O-methyltransferase activity; RNA methyltransferase activity.
GCUGCGGGGGCCUGCUGCGCCGGCCUCUUAGGUUUACCCGGGGAGUCCGGGGUCAGGGGGAGGCGUCGUACGCCCGACUCGAAUGUUUUCGUGUUGCACGGGGGCCCUGGUCUCGGCCCUCGAGAGCCGGGGCAGGGGAGGGUUCGCGGGGCGUGCAGAUUCGCGACUCUGACUCCUGCGGGGUAUCCGAGUCCUUUUUUAAGAUUCUCUGGAAGGGAUAAUGGCCAGGACCUCUCGCCUCGCCGUGUGGUUACUGAUUCCUGGAACUUGAAGGAUACAUCUACAUUUUUGUUUCAACGAAUUUGAAUUUGGAGAGACAGAAUGGAACAGAACAACAGGGAGGGUGACAGUGUGGCCGAUGGCAAUUUUGACCUUCCCACCAAGAAGACAAUUAAUUUCUUCCCCCCGUUAUACAGACAGCGUUACAGCUUCGUUAACGACCUGGUGAAUCGACAUAAACCCAAGAAGGUGGCAGACUUGGGGUGUGGUAACGCUUUGCUCAUACAGAUGAUUAAAUCACACAGUUGCCUUGAACUGAUUGUUGGAGUAGAUAUCAAUGAAGAUAAAAUAGGAUCGCAAAGAUGUAAAUUGUCUCCGUUCUCCGGGGAUUACCUGAGUCCCCGGGAUCUGAAUUUGUCCAUCAUCUUGUAUCACGGCUCUGCUGUGGAGAGAGACUCUCGCUUGCGUGGAUUUGACUUAGUGACAUGUAUCGAGUUGAUAGAACACCUGGACUCCCAGGACCUGGCCAGGUUUCCCAAAGUCGUGUUUGGGUACCUGUCCCCGGCCAUGGUCGUCAUCAGCACCCCGAACUCUGACUUCAACCCCCUGUUCCCAGUCGUGACCUUAAGAGACUCAGAUCACAAAUUUGAGUGGAACAGGAAGCAGUUUCAGACCUGGGCCUUAGGUGUGGCCGACUUCUACAAUUACUCCGUGGAGUUUACCGGCGUGGGGGAGCCGCCCGAAGGAGCGGGGAAUGUUGGCUACUGCACGCAGAUAGGGGUCUUCCGGAAAAUCGGGGCCCCGGAGACCGCCUCGUGUGCCGCGGAGCAGUGUGGUGAACACGUGUAUAAAGUUGUUUACUCGGUGUCGUACCCGAGCCUCCAGCAGAGGGAAGUGCGCAGACUCGCACUCGCCAACGAGGUGUCUCGGCAAGUCCAGAGCCUGAGACAGAGCUACGUCUCGGGCCUGAGCGCGGCGCAGAGCGGCGACAGGCAGGGCCCGCCGCCGACGAAAGCCAACCGGCUCGCCGCGUUUUCCGGACCAGUCUUCACAGAGCUGGAGAAACGCAACAUAGAGAAGGCUCCCAAGCCCUUCUGCUGCGGGGGGGAGUUUUGCGUGCCGCUGGAGAGGCUCCUGGCGUACCCCAAGGUGAACCGCCUGUGCGACGACGCAGACGCGAUGCGGGCGCUCCUGGAGGGCACCGUGCGGCUGAGCAGGGACGGCUCUGCCGUGACGGUCGACCUGCAGGAUGAUGACGGUCAGUGAGCCUCCCGUCCCGAGCCUCCGGGCC